UUUUCUCUGUAUGUAUGUGUGUCUGCUUGCAGAAAACCCCUCAUUCCUGGAAGAAUGGUGAAACUGGGGAAUAAUUUCAGCGAGAAGAGCACAAAGCAGCCCCUUCUGGAGGAUGGCUUCGACACCAUCCCCCUGAUCACACCCCUGGACGUCAAUCAGCUCCAGUUCCCGCCUCCCGACAAGGUUGUGGUCAAAACGAAAACAGAAUAUGAACCUGAUCGCAAGAAAGGAAAAUUCCGUACUCCAAAAAUAGCUGAAUUCACAAUCAGCAUCACUGAAGGGGUUUCAGAAAGAUUUAAGGUAACUGUGCUGGUCCUUUUCGCCCUUGCAUUCUUAACUUGUGUUGUAUUUCUGGUAGUCUACAAGGUUUACAAGUAUGAUCAUACCUGUCCAGAAGGAUUUGUUUUCAAGAAUAAUCAAUGCAUUCCAGCUGGGUUGGAAAACUACUACUCUGAACAAGACUCCAAUGCUCGAGGGAAAUUUUACACAGUCAUAAACCACUACAAUCUGGCCAAGCAAACCAUCACGCGCUCAGUGUCCCCGUGGAUGACAGUACUGUCAGAAGAGAAACUGUCUGAGCAGGAGACUGAAGCCGCUGAGAAAUCAGCUUAGUGUGAUAAGCUAAUUAUUAACACUAUGUCAUUUGAAGGUAACUAAGGGACUUUAAGAAACUUUUCAUUAAAUAUAAUUAUGGAUAAUUUAGAGGUUACUCAUGUUUAUGGUGCAAUUGCUUCUGUUUGCUGAUACUGCUUUGCAAAAACAAAAAAACAUGCUGCAGAACAUUCAUGGGCAUAAAACAAGAUGCGUAUCAGCAUUGCUUUAGAGCUUUGACACCGUUUUCAAUGUUUAAAAAAAAACAACAACAGAUAUGUUCUUGCAGUUUAUUGGAUACUGACAGAUUUCUUCUCUGGAUUUUCAGGGCUUAGACCUUAAAAUGUGUUCUGUUGUCUGAACUGAUAUUUUAUUUAUUAAUUUUUUAUUGUUAGUCAUUUUGCAAACCGAAACACCACAGCCAUAACUAGAGUGAUCUCUUGUUUAGCUGAGAGCUGUGUUUAGUAUUUAGUUUUGGCUCAAGCAAAAAUGAUAAUCAGCACUGAUGUCAAGGGCAUAAUGUAAUGACUUGUAUGGAGAAAGGAAAAAAAAAAAGUGUCAGGUAGCAUUUUUCUUACGUUUUCUUUACUGUUAUUUAUUUGUAAGUGAUAAUGAAGUUCCCUGCAAGAAGGCA
This is a messenger RNA of Meleagris gallopavo (turkey), 1225 nucleotides long. RefSeq names its product neuronal vesicle trafficking associated 1 (gene NSG1). Gene Ontology annotation, biological process: endosomal transport; clathrin coat assembly. Gene Ontology annotation, molecular function: clathrin light chain binding. The record is from RefSeq and is a predicted model, not a curated record. Gene Ontology annotation, cellular component: endosome; membrane. NCBI's taxonomy places the organism in Eukaryota, Metazoa, Chordata, Aves, Galliformes, Phasianidae.